CUUUGAGGCCAGCUCACAACCCUCCUUCCACAUAAUAUUCAGGAUGUUUGGGAAGGGGUGUUUUUCUUUUAAUAGAGUGGCACAGUCACCAAGCUUUAAAGAAAUAAACGAGUGAAUCGUCCGUGGUAAUAGCAACAUGCUAGGAGCAGGGCACCGUGACGAAGUUCAAGUCUAUUUUUAAGCCUGCCUGGCAGCAUGUAGGUGCAGACAAGUGUCCAUGACCCUUUCUGCUGCUCUGAAGCCAUGGACAUGGCUGAUGCCUCCGUCCCAGUUCAAUGUCAGAGUUGUUUUUGCUCCCUAACGAAUACUAUGGGAAGACGGAGAAGCCUCGAGCUGUUUUGAAGAUUGUGCAACGAUGCUCGGGAGCCUACCUGCUUCUGCUUGAGUGUGUUCCUCGCUCACAUUUGACAGGAUGCGACAGCAAGGGAAAUACAACCAAAUCGGAGGGGCCUGGUAAUUGGACUUGAAUCCUUCGUAUGCCCUGGGGGUGAGGUGUGUGCCUCUCAGAUAAGCAAUCUAAUCAGCUUCGCACUUGUGUCCCAUCUGGAAACAGAUCGUUGCCGGAGAACACCACCACCUGAGAAGCAAUGCUUUUUUUAAGGUAAGUCUACCAUUGAAAUCAGGGAGUGCGAAUUUGCCUGGGGUGAUAAGAUCUCUUUAUUUUUAUUCAUAGCUAAUUCACUCAGCCGGGGCAAUUUCACGCCAGAAUGCAGUCUUCCAACAUGAAGGAUGAGUGCACUGCCAGUGCCUUGCAUAUGCACAGUGCCUACCCGGCAGACCUACUCCUGCCACAAAGAGCCAUGAGCCACUCCAGACACAUGGGAAAGAUAAGGAAAAGGCUGGAGGAUAUCAAGAACCACUCCUCCAAGUUCACAAAAGCAGACUUCAGCCACAACGAAAGCAUAAGGUUGGCUACCGACGCCUUCCUGGAUGGUGGGACAGACUCUUACCUCGAAACUUUAAGGAAAGAGGGUGAAGUGGAUUUCCUCUCCUCGGUGGAAGCUCAGUACAUCAAGGACAACGCCAGGGAGUCCUACUAUGCACAGGAGUCCCUGGCUGCCGAUGGGGCGGCUGCACCAAAGCAGAACGAUGCCAUGUCGCUCCCUUCAGGGACCUACUUCCCCACCAUGACUGACAGCAGUGAGCCAGCCCUACUGCACACCUGGAUUACAGCAGAGAAGCCCUAUUUAAAGGAAAAAUCCACUGCCACCGUGUAUUUUCAAACAGAGAAGAACAGCAACAUUAGAGACAUCAUACGCCGGUACAUCAACAAGACCACUCAGGUGCUAGCUAUUGUGAUGGAUGUGUUCACAGACACCGAGAUUCUGUGCGACCUCCUGGAGGCAGCUAACAAGCGUAUGGUGUUUGUCUACUUGUUGCUUGAUCACGGCAGUAUAAAUCUCUUCUCAGAGAUGUGCGACAAGUUGCAGAUUGCUGAGGAUCUCUUCAAGAAUAUUUCAGUCCGCAGCGUCACUGGGGAGGUUUACUGUGCCAAGUCAGGCAGGAAGUUUUCAGGACAAAUACAAGAAAAAUUUCUGAUCUCUGACUGGAGAUACGUGCUCUCUGGAUCUUACAGCUUCACCUGGUUAUGUGGGCAGGUUCACCGCAACCUCCUCUCCAAGUUCACGGGUCAAGUUGUGGAGCUGUUCGAUGAAGAGUUCCGACACCUUUAUGCGCUGUCCAAGCCAGUGAGGGGACCCAAGUCUCCCCCACGCAUCAUGCCCUUCCUGUUCAGCAGGAGCUGGGCCCCCCAGCACAGCCUCCCUGACAGCAACGAGGAAAGCGCUAACACUCUUUCUGAUCCCUUCAGCAGCCUCUCAACUGGCAGCACCCACCAGACGAAGCAGACCCCGAGGACUCCCAUCUUCAGCAGCAACUUCAGACCCCAGUCACCUCUUCACAGAGUUAAUUCCUUCCACAGCUAUGUCCCAUACACACCCCCUCCACCACAGCCGGCCAUCCAGGCUAACUACUACCAGCCACAGCACGUGGCCGAUAACUCUGCCGUUCUGUACAACAACAUGAACGUUUACAGGCCUGUAAGACUUAGACAAGAGGAACCAAACAGGACAGGGUUAACCUCACCCUGGAGAUGCCUCCACAAAGCUAAUCUGUUUGCAUAAUAACCACCUUGUUUUGAAUUGCAAGUAAAUGCAGUGAGGACCUGUUU
Dryobates pubescens (Downy woodpecker) is the source of this 2170-nucleotide messenger RNA. RefSeq names its product family with sequence similarity 83 member A (gene SACK1A). Gene Ontology annotation, biological process: epidermal growth factor receptor signaling pathway. Bases 708 to 2123 code for a protein of 471 amino acids. The record is from RefSeq and is a predicted model, not a curated record. Lineage: Eukaryota; Metazoa; Chordata; Aves; Piciformes; Picidae. The transcript is spliced from 4 exons.